Messenger RNA from Klebsormidium nitens, 1533 nucleotides. NCBI's taxonomy places the organism in Eukaryota, Viridiplantae, Streptophyta, Klebsormidiophyceae, Klebsormidiales, Klebsormidiaceae. The record is from the annotation of a GenBank genome assembly.
AUGCUGCAUCCCAGCAGGUUCGAAAACGGAGAUCUUCUUGCGAAGCGGUCGAUCUCCGGGAGCGACUAUUGCGGUGCGGGUCUGGAAGGAGGGGGUCUCAAACGGAAGCUGCUCCUUCAGCCGGAGCUCCGAGAGGCGAUCGCGCGUCUCUCACAGCAGCGGCCAAAAGACGAGACGCUAGGUCAGCGGCUCUCAGAGGCGGAGUACGGAGCUCUCCUGGACGGCCUGGCCCACGAGGACCCUCGGAUUGUCAAGCGCUUUGGGAUGGGCGAUGCCGAAGCUCCGCUUCCGGAAGACGGCAGGAGACGCCUUCUGUCCGAGCAGCGGACGAUGGUUUUGGACCGGAACAUGGCCGUUUUCGAGCUGCUGACGGGCAUCCAGGGGGACUUCGAGAGACGGGGGAUGAAUCCAAACCUCUGGCAGUCCUGGUGUGGCGAUUGGACGGAGCUUCUAUACAGCCUUGGCGCGCACGAUGGGGACGAGGAUCUAAUUGGGGCGAGCGCGCUCCACGUGGUCCGCAGGCUGCUUUUGGGGGGUGAGGCGUCCCUUGAGGAUCGGCGUGAGCUAGCAAGGUCUGCACCGAUUCUCCGACGCAUCUUGGAUGCGUAUGGAGGGCUCACAUUCCCAGCCUUCUUCAUGCGGACCCUCCACAUGCUCUACUUGCUUACGUUGCUGGCUAGAGGAGCUACGGGUUUUGAGGCAGAGGGACAGGAGCGGCUAGGGAGAGACGAGGAAGGCAUCGAGCUGCACCCACUCCCGGAGGGGCACAGCUUCCGGGCCGAGCAGGACGCGUUGGCUCGCUACGACUUUCCGGGCUGGGAACAGCAACGGGGACUGCCACACUUCAGCAGUUUCGAGCAUCCGGACGGCAGGAGUCGAAGCUCGGAGGAGUUUAAGUGUGCAACCGGGCGAACAGUGACGGAGUGGGACGCCGAACAUGUUGCGGGGCUCGUGAAAGGGGGUGGGAAAUUGUCGGGGAAGAAGGGGAGCAUGGCAAAGCGGCCGAACCGAUCACGGGGCGCGUUCGUCUUCUGUUGUCCCCAUCGCGUCAUCUAUGGUUUUCACGUCAUGCUGCGGGGCGAAAGCCCCAGGGAUCCGUUCACGGUCCUCUAUACCCGGCUGAGGCGCGAUGACCUUCCAGAGGUGGUCAUCUAUGACAACGCGUGUGCGUUACGGAAUUAUUGCAUGCGGCGGGCUCCGGCCCACUUUGCAAACGUUCGAUUCCUUGUGGACAGGUUUCAUUAUGCAAAGGCGGGUGCCGAGGUCCACAAAUGCGGGCCAUCCAACAGUGUGGAUUCUUACGACUGGUUGGAAUGGGUUAACACAAGCGCCGUCGAGUCUGUGAACAGCUAUUUGAAGGGCUUUCGAUCUCUAGGAUGGUACAGCGGCUUAGAGAGCUUCAUGGUGAUUCUGCCGUUGCUCCUGGGCGGUUACAACGCGGCUCUGAGGCGCGUUGACGACGCAAAGCUGUGCGUCGCAAUCUUGGUGACCUGCUGGACGGUUGGAGUGCGAGUAGGGUUGCUGAGAGGGUAG